AGCAGGGGGCGGAGUCUAAACUCCACAGUGGAGAAAGUCAAUGGGGAGGGAGUUGGCAGUGUGUCAAUAGUCUGAGCCUAACAACGAUGCAGAACUGACGCACCUUAACUCGCCAGAGUCAGGACUUUACAGCCAGAGGGAGUUAGCUGUAUGCUAUAGGGAUGUAAACCAUCAGCGCUGUACGUGAGUGGUGGCACGGACGAACCGCAGUGGACUGAAGCCUCUCAGCCGGGAUCUGUUCUGAGGAGGUGGUGAGAUGGAGCCUGUGUGCCGAGGGAUCUGAAAGGCCCAGAUUCAAGUCACUCCUCUCUAUAACAGCCAGGGCAUGGGCACAGCCUCUGGGCAGGAGCCCCAGAAAGACAUGGAGGGCUAUUACAACCUUUUGCAGGCAGGCUCUGAGCUUGAGAGCACACUGCAACAGGUUACAGUCCCUGUGAGUAUGCAGGAGGUGGCUGGCUACAUUGAAAAACAAGUGGCCUAUUUAUCAGGGGGUCGUGGUGAGGAUUCUAGUGUCAUCAUCACUCUCCCAGAAUGCUCUGCUUUCAGUGACAUUCCUGAAGAAGCUUUGGCCAAAGUACUCUCAUACCUCACAUUGAUCCCAAGAGCCCGGCAACCUGGUGUCAAAUUUAUCAUCGUUUUAGACCGAAGAUUGGAUACUUGGAGCUCGAUCAAAACAGCACUUGCUAGAAUUGCGGCCUCAUUCCCUGGAAACCUGCAUCUGGUCUUGGUGCUGAGGCCAACCAGUUUCUUCCAGCGUACCGUCACCGAUCUCGGCUUCCGCUUUAGUCAGGAGGACUUCAUGCUUAAAAUGCCCGUGGUGAUGCUCAGCUCUGUCACAGAUCUCCUGCGUUACAUUGAUGAAAACCAACUGACCUCAGAGUUUGGAGGAACUCUGGACUACUGCCACAGCAACUGGAUUGUCUUGAGAACAGCUAUUGAGAGUUUUGCUGUUAUGGUUAAGGACAUCGCUCAGAUGCUGCAGGCCUUUGGCACAGAGCUGGCUGAAAGCCAGUUAUCGGAAGAGUGCAAUGCUAUUGAGCUCCUACUGCUGUCUCACACUGAGAAAUACAGGAGACUUAAGGACGCCAUCAGAUCAGUGAUGAGGGAAGGCCGACAGCUGCUCUCUAACCUUGAGACUUCAAGGAAAGAAGGGAACUCGGACACAAAUUGGGAUAUAACCCAAGACUGGGAUACCAUGCAGAGGCUGCUGGCUCAGCUUUCUGACAUGGAGAUGGCGUUUGAUGGCUUCUUUGACAAACACCACCUCAAGCUACAGCAAUAUUUACAACUGCUGAGAUACGAGCACAGCUUUCAGGAGAUGGAAAGCUCUUUAGAGAAGUUACGAGCUCAGGAGAGGAAGGUGAACGUUACAGGAGAAUCCUUGUUCCAGAUGGAGCAGGCGGCCAGAGAGCUGGACAGCCUGGAGAGACGUGCGCAGGAGGAGAUGAGCCGGGCUCAGGUUAUUAUCCUGCAUGGCCAUCAGCUGGCUGCCGGGCAUCACUACGCCAUGGCUCUGAUCAUCCAGCGCUGUAAUGAACUGAGACAUCAGUGUGACAACCUGACCUCUGCCCUCAGUACUAAAUGCAACACACUUGCUCAAACACAGACUUUACUGCGACGCCUUGAAGAGGCUCAGCGCUGGUGUGAUGAUGGUGCGUAUCUCUUGGCCAACCAGCAGGUGGAUAAAUUCCAGUCCAAAGAAGGUGCACAAGCUGCUCUUCGAGAUAUAGAGAAGUUCCAGGAGGGGGCGCCACCUCUCCUCAUUGCAGGCUCUGAUGUGCUCUAUCUGGAGUUUGAGUCGGUUCUGACUACUUAUCUACUGGCUCAUAUAGAGAAGACAUUUGAAAAGCAUAGUUCUGUGCAGGCUUUGAUUCAAUGCAGACAGAAGAGCCUGAGGAAGAUGGCGGACAAACUUGUACGGCCAGUCCAACUGGUGACCCCUCGGCCAGAGAACCCACCGCGCUCGAAAUCUCCCCUCUUCUCCCCAAAGCAUGAUUUUAAUUCCGGUUUAAAGUUCACCUUUGAUCUCCCACUGCCAGGCAAAAAAACUUCAAGAAAAUGCCCAAACUCCAGGAAGAUUGAGGUGAUUCACGACUAUCAGACCCCCAACUCUCCCCCCUACUGUAUAGAUGGAGAGGAGGGCACCGAACUAUUGAAGCGGCAUGUAAUGAAUGAGCUGAUAGAGACAGAGAGGAUCUAUGUGGAAGAGCUGCUGGCAGUUCUCCUGGGCUACAGGGCUGAGAUGGACAAUCCGACACUUGCUUUGCUUCUGCCAACAAAUCUUCGCAACAAAAGAGACGUGCUGUUCGGAAACCUGCCUGAUAUCUACAACUUCCACAGCAGUGUCUUCCUACAAGAUUUGGAAAGCUGUCUGGAGACCCCGGAGGCAGUAGGGGCAUGUUUUCUGGAGCAGAAAGAGCAUUUCCAUUUGUAUGAAUGUUACUGUCAGAACAAGUCUCGGUCUGAUGCCUUAUGGAGACAGUUCUCCGACUGUCCAUUCUUCCAGGAAUGCCAGAAGAAGCUGGAACACAAACUGGGUCUUGACUCAUACCUGCUGAAACCAGUCCAGCGUCUUACAAAGUACCAGCUGCUACUAAAGGAGCUCUUGAAGUACAGCUCAGGCUGUGAGAGGAUUUCUGAGCUGCAGGGGGCGCUAGCAGCCAUGCUGGACCUGCUUAAAUCAGUCAAUGAUUCAAUGCACCAGAUUGCCAUCACUGGAUAUGAGGGAGAUCUUGGUGAUCUGGGCCGUGUGUUAAUGCAGGGCUCUUUCAGUGUAUGGAUCGGUCAUAAGAAGGGUCCGACGCGCGUGAAGGAGUUGGCCCGCUUCAAGCCCAUGCAGCGACAUUUAUUCCUGCAUGAGCAUGCGCUCCUGUUCUGCAAGCGCCGGGAGGAGCACGGAGAAAAUGCUGACAAGACUUCCUCCUACAGCUUCAAGCACUGUCUCAAGAUGAGUGCAGUUGGCAUUACGGAAAAUGUCAAAGGAGACGUGAAGAAGUUUGAGAUCUGGUACAGUGGUAGAGAAGAGGUCUAUGUGAUACAGGCACCCACGGUGGAGGUAAAGAUUACCUGGCUGAACGAGAUCAGAAGGAUCCUGACCAACCAGCAGAAACAACUCAAAGAGGAGUUGUGUCAUUCCGCUGCAGUCUCAGAGCAGAUGCAGCUAUCUCCGCCCCAUUCACUGAGCAAGCAGCCCAGAGCGUCAGUCAGCUCGGAGGGGAGUGAGUCGGGUCAGAGCAGUCCAGACCCGCUCAGUUGCUCCAACAAGCUCCAGCCCAACAGACGCAGCUGGCCGGGUGCACCCUAUUCUGUAGAUAUCUGUGAAGGUCUGGAGGACUGGAGUGGAGCAAAUGGCCUCUCUAAUCCAUCUGACACCGAGGAGGAAGACGCUGCCCGUCUGGUACCAGGCAGAUACAGAGCUUUCGUCAAUUGGCGGAAAAACGGGUCGGAUCAUUUGAUCAUUAAAUGUGGUGAUGUCAUACAACUGCAACAUGUGGAGAUCGAUGGCCAGUGGCUGGUAAAGAAUCUGAGUCGUAGACAGGAAGGCAGAAUUCCUUCUGCCAACCUUCAAGGCAUCCUGGGAGAUGGCAUCAAAAAUCACUCCAGCAGGCUAGUAGACCCAGGGAAUCAAAAAACACGGAAGCUCAGCUCACCAUAAAGGACUUAUUCAGCGCUGUCUUGAACCUUCGCAUACACACAUUAACUCUAGUGAAUCAGAUUGUAUGUGACUACAUCAUUGUGAACUUCAUGGAUUCAGAUCUGAACGGCUGGAUGAUAUUCAGAAUAUUUCAAUGUUCUUUCAGUAUACUGGAUCCUCAUGGACAGGUGCAUCAAAAUGCAUCACAGCUGUUUUUUAUAUUUCCAAUCAUAAAUGUGAGGAUGGUCCGCUCCAUCCAGAAUUCCUAGAGAGCGCUCUUAAAGAUCUUUCCUCUGCCUGAACACUUCAGUCCUCCUGACUUCUUUGGGAAUGUCCCUGUAGACUUAUCAAUUGUUUUUUAAGGCCCGAAUCACCGCUGCUGUGUUGACAGUGAACUCUUAUGGGCCUAUGGAGCAUCUUGUUUGUAAAAACUUGAAUUUUUUACAUUUAUUUGUUAUGUUAUGUAUCAUGUAUUGUUAUUGUUGACAUAUUUAUAACAGAAAAAGCUCUCCCUGUGAGCUUCAAUGCCAAACCGUGUAGUGCCAUAAUGUCUCCUAUUCCUAGUGAUUUCAUGCAGGUUUUGCUCAACAGCAUUUGUGCACUAGCUUCUAUUACCUCAAAAAUAUUCUUUAUAAGCACUUUAUCCAGGGCACAUGAAUUUACUUUGUGGCCUUUUGCAUCUCUCUACAGCUUUAAACCAGAUGAAUUUUGCAUGCAGGCAAAUCGUAUCUCUUUUCAGUAACUUCUGCAAAACUUCAGUUGGGCACUUGACAUGCAGAAUCUUCUCUGCCAGCUCAAUGGCCCGUGGGCUAAGAAUGUGAAUGUUGACUUUGGGGCCACAAAUGGAAAUGAGCACUUACAAAAAUCAUUUUUUAAGGUGGAGAUGUGUGUUUCCGGCAAAGUAUGACUGCAAAAUCACAGCAGUUUUUUAUUACGAGAGCUGAUCAUACAGAAAACAUUAAAUCUAGCCAGUGUUUUGAAUGCUUAAUGAAAAAUUGAUUGCAGCCUUAUAUAAAUUUAUUACUUAAAAUCAGGCUCCCGGUUGGAAGCCUGACUUUGAUAUGCCAGCGUUUGAAGUGAAAAUGAGCUGCGAGAAGCAGCAGGAAACGCUCUGGUGUCCAUAUCUCUUAUGCUAUUCAUUUAUUCAUUUAUUUAUUUUGCUAUCAAGUUGUUCCCUUCAUGGAGCCACCUAUGCCCCAAAAUCAUGACUUUGAAUGAAAAGUAUACCACAACUUGUUCUUGAACCAUCCAUACAUACUGUCAGAUGCAUGUUUGUACUUAUUCAUGUUAAUAUGUCUAAGAGCAUUUAUUUAUUGCUUUUGGUAGAGGUCUGGCUUUUAAAUGAUUCUUUUUGAGAGAAUGUCCUGUACAGUAUUGUAACAAUAUUCAAUGUCUGAAUUUGUACAGCCUGUUGAAAUUGAAAGAAUACAUUUUUAUUAAAAUACUUUAAUAGUAAUAAUAGCUUAA
Messenger RNA from Misgurnus anguillicaudatus (oriental weatherfish), 5101 nucleotides. RefSeq names its product MCF.2 cell line derived transforming sequence a (gene mcf2a). The record is from RefSeq and is a predicted model, not a curated record. Gene Ontology annotation, cellular component: cytoplasm. Gene Ontology annotation, molecular function: protein binding; guanyl-nucleotide exchange factor activity. Gene Ontology annotation, biological process: intracellular signal transduction; dendrite development. Lineage: Eukaryota; Metazoa; Chordata; Actinopteri; Cypriniformes; Cobitidae.